Cottoperca gobio is the source of this 7270-nucleotide messenger RNA. RefSeq lists its product as uncharacterized. The coding region runs from base 217 to 5448 and encodes 1743 amino acids. Lineage: Eukaryota; Metazoa; Chordata; Actinopteri; Perciformes; Bovichtidae. The transcript has 23 exons. The record is from RefSeq and is a predicted model, not a curated record.
AGCAUCCAGUCAGCGGAGUUAGCGCAGCUGAAUAGACGCAACAUGGCGGAGAAAGACAGCGAGCAGCCGCCGUCCAUCCGGUCCGGUUCUCCUGCUCAGCAGUAGAACUGUUCUGCGUUGCUCAGGUCUCUCAGGUAUAAAGUGAAGGGACAAGUUUGCGUCGCAACUUCAAGAGUAAAACUGUUGUGGAAAUGAGGCGCGAGCGAGGUAUUUGAGAUGAGCCGACACGCAACAGGCGUCCAGGAGUCUGUGCAGGAGUGUGCCUCCUCCCAGCCGCUGCCUGCAGAUCAUGUGCUCAGCUCUGCAGCCGUGUUAUUCCCUGGUGCUUUUGAUCAACAUGGCUGCCCUUUGAUUGUGUUCCCAGUAGAUGAGCAAGCCAAACUCUCCUCAGAACUAAGCAAAGCAGAAGUGGUGGACUUCAUAAAUUGCUUUCUGGGUCUGCACAAUAGGAAGCAAGAGAAGGACAGUUUGGUGUCCGUGGUGGCUGAUCUGAGGCACGCCUCGCUCCCUACGACCAGGGUCAUCGCCGAGACUCUGCUUCUGCUUGAGCUGCACAAGAGGACCGUCCACAGUGUGUACAUCAUUCAGCCCAAAAAGAAGGAUGCUGCCAAGCUGUUGCUGAAGCUCCUGGCUCCGUCAAAAUCAUUCACGGCCUCUUUCAAGAAAGUUCUUCUGAAAGAAAUCCCAGAGCUAUCCAACUACAUUGACCGAAGCCAGCUAACCCCAUCGUUGGGAGGCUACCUUAUUUACUGUCACCGGAGUUGGGUGGACUUCAUUAAGGAGAUCGAUGAGUUUGUUCAGAAGUUCCUGUCUGUGGUCCAGCGGCUGCCCUCGUGCAUCUCCACCCUCCAAGCUCUGUCCAGGCUGCCUCUGCCCUCAACCUUCAGCGAGCUGCAACACUUCUGUUCCACCAAUGAAGUCAAGUUCCUGCAGCUCAGGAGGGAGCUGGGUCUGGAUGAACUGCUGAGGCACUGUGAGAGUGUUGUGGAGAAGCUGCGUUGCCCUGAGAAGGAGCCGUGUUACCAAGCCAUGGCUGGCACUGCCCUCUUCACCCACACUGCCUUCGACAUGCUCCAGAACCACAGCAGGAUAUGUGCAGCUGUGGAAAAAGUGGAGCAGCUGUCACGGCAGGCCUUUUCUAAGGCCCGUCUGCAGCUGCAGAUGUUCCAGCUGCGAGAGGAUGCACUGCAGAUCACAGAGCGGAUCAAAACUCUUCUUGAAGAGAAACUCCAGCCUUAUAAAAUAGAGAUUACCAAGGAUGCUGUAAAGGCAGCGAUGUUGGUGUCUGAAUUUGAGGCAUCCAUUCACAGCCCUGCUAUGGCACUUAUUCGCUGUGCUGAAGAUGUGAUCCGCGCAGUGGCAGAGAUCCUGCUGUUCGACGGUCAGACCCGGGAUCACUGGGUUCUGGAUGUGGAGCGGCUGAAGGAGAAACUCCACUCUGCUGUGCACUUCAUUCUGCAAACCCUCAGAGCGGUCUCCAGCUACCAUCAUCACUACAACAAGGCCAACAGAUGGUACGGUCUGGUCCUCUGUGAGAACUUCCUCCAGGCGCUGCUGUCAGGCAUUAAUGGAGACGGUGCUCUCACACAAAGGCAGAGGAGCAACUUGGGGACGAUCCCUGCAUGGAGGUACAAAAUGUCCACUUUCCUCAAGAAGAAUCGCCCUCCAGAUACGGAGGAGCUAGUUCAUCUGGCUCAUCUUUCGAAUGCCAUCCCAGAUGAUGAAGUCCAGGAGGCAGGCAAGCAGAUGUCUCAGCGGUGCAUGACCCUGAGGAAACUCCUAAUGUCUUCUGGCCCUGUGGCUGUCGGUCAUCUCCAGCUGGCCUUACAGUGGCAAUAUGAGUUGUUGCGGAGCAGUCAUGUAAAUCACUCCCCUGCUGACGGUACUACAAACGGAACCGCUAAGAAAGCAGCUAGUCUUCCCCAGACGUCUCCAUCGACUGCGGUAUCUGGGACCGCUGAGGGCAAACCCCCCUCUCUCAGCUCAUUCGACUCGGGCUUCGAUGGAGCUGGGAGCUGCCAGCUGGAGGCCUGGGGAGGGAGGGAAGGAGUGGAAGGUCUGUCCAGAGCAGCGGGGACCAGGGACUCUGUGGAUUUGAGGCUGACUCAUGGCUGGACUCUCAAAGAGAAUAUUUCCAGCGAUUCCAUUUCUGAAGAUCACAGAGAGGAGUUUGACCUCGGCUCUGUGGGAAACUCCUCCAGGGCUAGCAUCCAGAUCGUCCCUAAAGUAACCAUGGAUUCCCUCAACUUGGAGAUCAAAGUGAAGCGCUCCGCUGCCCUACCCAAUAAUCCUUGGCUUAGCUUGCCGGUAGACAAUCUGGAAAACUCGUACACGGUUACCAUCACACAGAACCCAACACCGCAAGAGAGAGAUCUACAAUUCCACGAUCCCUCUGACCCCUGCACGGAUGCCAACCAGUCCAGCAGGUGUCAACAUCAGCCCACACAGACGGACGUGUUGAGCAGCACACAGCCCAGAGGGCCACAGAGCAGGGACUGGACGCUACGUUCACAAAGCAGUUUAGAGGAUCCUGAACUGAGUCCCAUUCACAACAUCCUCUCCAGCACGUUCACCGAUGGAAGAGACGGUUCCAUCUGCAACACAGAGGGGAUUCCCACUCUUCUCUGGGAUUCUUAUGACCUCCAUGAGCAGAAUCAGGAUGCUGUUGAUAGUGUGAUCGAUAUCUCCCUAAAUGACUGGGAUGUGAAGGAGCAGGAGGAUUUGAGCGAGGUGGAGAAGAUCCUGGUCAGGGCUGAUGAAGUGCUAGAGAAAGAAGAAGAUGUUCUGGCUCAGGAGGCUGUGCUGGAUGCCCUGCUGAGGUCUGAGAACAGGCAGCAUCAGUGGCCGCUGUGGGACAGUGAGUCCCAGCUCGCUGUGAUGUCAUCCAGUGAGCUGGCUGAAGCUGGUGUUCUCGGCUUCGAGGAUGACCUUGACCCUGCAGAAUGUGACAACCUCAGUGAACCCAGAUCAACUGGAUCUGCAAGUGAAACUAAGUCUUCUGAAGAUGACUGGCACUGCACGGAUCCAGUAGUAUUUCACAGCAGACCGGAUCUGCUGACUGAGUUGAGGAAAGUCCACGUUCUGGAUGAGCUGAUCAUAGAGGAGAACAUGAAGAUCCAGAAGCUUCGAAGCUGCAUAGAAAACCCCAAAGAGGAACUCUCUGUGAGCAAACCUCCGCAUACAAACGGGCCGUCAAGUAUGAGCAAAGAGAGGGAGGCUUUUCGGUUACAACUGGAAAAGGAGAAAAGGGAGGUGGAGAAGCUUGAGAAGAGCUUGGACAAAGAGCGUCAAGUGAAGAAAGACAAGGAUGGAGCUAGAAAGGUUGUUAAAUGUUCUAUAAUGGAGAAGGCUAGAAGUGAGAAUAAGCAGGACCAAGCCCUCUGUGACAAGCUUUUAUCAGGUAGUUGUAACGGAUCACAGAGGACUCCUUCAACAUCUUUGGUCCAGAAUGAUUCUCAGGAUGUCUUGAAGACUGAACAUAUUCAAGCAGUGUUAGCUCCUGAUGCUGCUGAAGAGGCUGCACCACAAGACUUGGUUCAAUUUCCGGAUUCCCUAUGUCAAGAUGAUUGCUCUGGAGCUGAGCCCUCAGUAUUUCAUAUAUCUACUUUAAAUAGUACCUCUGAUUUGAAGGAACCUCCUGAAGAGGUGGGAAUCCAACCUCAGGAAUGUAUCUCUGGGAACAAAUUGGACAAACCUGGUGACAAUGCUUCUCUAACCUCUGAUCUGAGUCCAGAUGAUGGAGCCUUUGACCCGGGUGGACAAUCCCACUUUCCUCCUGCGACUAAGCCAAGGAAGGCUUCACUUACUGUGAACGACGAACUGGAACACAGACCUUCUCAUUCCACAGAGCUGCAGAAUCUAACUCGGCCCUCGCUUGCUCAAGAUCCCGGUUUUAUGCAACUGGAUCUGCAAGAGAAAGCACUUCAUGCACUGCCGGAGAGUGUGACUCCAGCCAUCAGUCACAACUUUGUUCUCAAUCCAAAUGUGAAGGAACACAGCAACAACAACAAUAACAACCAUGCGCUUACAGAGCAAUGCGAGAUGUCAUUAGAAAUAAGCACUGAAGAUGAAGAUGAAGAGGAUGCAUCAGUAGCACCUGCAUGUUCGCUCCAGACAGAUUUACAGCCAGCAGAGGAAAUCCCGACUUUAUCUCCUGCAGAAGAGCCAGCAGCACCUCUGCUGCCUCCUGACCAGCCGCUGCAGUUUGAACCCGGUGGAAGAGAUGACUUCCCUGAUGGUGUUCAGAGCUCUGAGGCCAUGAAGAUAUCAGGCUGUGGGUCAGCUGGGAUUGAAGCCCAGCCUGACAUCAACAUGAGACGGAUGACAGAUUUCAAGACCCCCAUAGUUCUGGAUAUGGGGUCUGGUUUGAUGAAAGCAGGAUUUGCAGAUCAAGACCUCCCAAACAUUAUAUUCCCAACAAUUAUUGGGACGCCAAAAUAUGAGGAAAUAAUGAAUGGUAACCUUGAAAGGGAGACCUACAUUGGACACGAGGCUCAACACAUGAGAGGGGUCCUGGCUUUGAAGCAUCCCAUAAAGAACGGGAUCAUUCGUAACUGGGAUGACAUGGAAAAGAUUUGGCAUCACACGUUCCAGCAGCUGUGUGUGGAUCCAGACGAUCAUCCUGUCCUGCUGACAGAGGCCGCCAUGAACCCCUUGGGGAAUCGUCAGCGCAUGGUGGAGAUCAUGUUCGAGUGUUUCCAUGUUCCCUUCACCUAUGUGGCCAUGCAGGCAGUGCUGGCACUUUAUGCAGCAGGGAGAUCCACGGGAGUGGUGUUGGACUCUGGAGACGGAGUGAGCCACAGUGUGCCCGUGUUUGAGGGAUACUGUCUGCCUCACGCAGUGCAGUGCUUCCCUCUGGCUGGUGUAGAUGUUACAAUGCAUCUUAAAAAGCUUCUGCAGGAACAAGGGGUGUGCAUGCGCACCACAGCAGAGAUGGAGAUAGUGAGGGAGAUGAAGGAGAAGUGCUGCUGUGUGGCUCUCAACUAUGAAGCUGAACUGAGUCAGGGGGGUGCGUCCUGCAGAGAGAUGCAUUACAACAUGCCAGAUGGACAGAUUGUCACAGUCAGCACAGAGAGGUUCAGGGCCCCUGAGAUUCUCUUUAAACCUGAGCUGAUUGGACGGGACCAUUAUGGGAUGCACGAGAGCGUCUUCAAGUCAAUCCUCAGCUCAGACAUUGACCUGCGGCGCUGCUUCCUGGGAAAUAUCGUACUGUCAGGGGGGAACACUCUGCUGCCUGGCCUGCCUGAGCGGCUCCAGGCUGAGAUCAGAGGACUGGUUCCCACCAACAUGGGGGAGAGCGUUCGGGUCACCAGCCCUAAGGACAGAGACUUCUCCGUGUGGAGCGGAGGAGCAGUGCUGGCCAACCUGCCCACCUUCAGCUGUGCUUGGAUCAGUCAGGAAGAAUAUGAGGAGUACGGGCCGCAGAUCGUCUUCAGGAAGUGCUUCUGACACGGGCCUGUGUAAUGUACCACUUAAUUUUAUUUCACAAAGUGCAAUAUACAUGCAGCUCUAAUGCAGUCCUAUGGAUUGGUAUGAUCCAGAUCAAAUAUACAUGUUAAUGUUUUUAUGUAUUGUUUGUGGGUUCAGUUCUGCCCUCUUCAUCAGUGUGGGUCCUGACUUGUGACACCAGUGGGUUUCUAUUGACCUGCUUCUUGCUCUAUGCCCAUCUACUGAGAUCCACCAACAUGGGAGGAAAUUGGUGUUCAUGUCAUAGAAUUCCUGUCAGUCCAUGUUAUUGUUAUUGUUAUUACUCAGGAACCUUUACCUGUGUCUAAGGUUUCUUUUUUGGGAAUAUGUUUCUGUGUCUCAAGAUUUAAGCGCAAGUAUAUUAAUGUUUUGUGGUUAAGGGAUUAGAAUUGAAGCUGGCCUUUGAUUGAUGUAUGCCAACUUUUUCAAGAAUAAGCAAAUGAGGGACAUAAAGAGAAUUAAAUAUGCUGACUUCCAAUAUAUAUAUAUUAAUCUUAUCAAAUUAUGGUGUUUAUUUAUUCAACAAUUUAAAGUAAAUUUGGUAUGACAAACUUAAAAAUCAUAAAAUCUUUUUAUGUGUUAGACAUGGUUAAAGUUGCAGACAUUUUAAAUUGUGGGCCUGUUCAGCUGUGCAGUGUUUACAAGUAUGAUUUUAUAUUUUUUAUUUAUUUUAUUAUAGCAACAUUCUUUGUUAUGGAUUAUUAGGGCCACUGUUAGGAAUUUAAUUUUACAACCGUUUUCCCCACAAAAUAUUACAAGUCUUUUUUUACCUCUAUUACAUAUUUUCAAAAAAAGAUUUCUUUCCGAAUUGUCGUUUUAUCAUGUUGAUGAUCUAAAAACAUAUUUUGUUGUAACAUUUUCAAAUAUGGCUUUCUCGUAACUGUUUUCAUUAUUACUAUAAUAAAUAUAUAUUAUUUUCCUGGCAGUGGCCCUAAUACUAAUAUAACUGUACAUGGACGUUUACAGUAAUGUUAACUGGAGAGGAGAAAAGAGAUUUGUGGGAUAAGAAGUUUGCGUUCUAGAAAACCGCUGAGUCAUGUGUUGCUAAUGGAUAUUUUCCUACGUGUUGAUCUUCCACUCGAGUUACCUUUUUGGUUAGUGAAGGUCUGUCACUGGUAAUGAUGGAGGAUGGGAGUACGUAAUGGUUGUGUAAUGCCUAUCACUUGAUGUCAGUCUGUUGAAUAAGCAGAUGAUGUUUGAUGCUACUGCUGCAGGUACAGUUUGUCUGUCUUAAGUUUACAUUUGAGUGCAGUGUCUUGCCACCGAUUUUUCUUUGUUUUUUUUCUAAAAUAUAUUCUGAUCUGAAAACCGUAUUUGUGUGGAUUGUUCAAACAUGCACAGUAGUGUUGAUUUUUGUGAAAGGUGUUCCAAUGGUGCCAAAACUUCUGCAUUUAUCUCGAUACCACAGAUUCUGAAAACCCCUCUGCCAAGCCUGUAUAUUUAUAUGUAUUCUCCUUUUGUGAAAGUUCUCUCUUUUGCAUGCAGUUAUUUUGUUGCGUGUCAUUUAGUUGCACCUUUUUUUGCAUGUACUUCUUUGUCUGCAUGUGUUUGGAUUUUUGUGAAGUGCCUCUCUAAAGGCUUGGGGUAGUCAUGUGACCUGAAGUUCAGCUCUGCUGUGGAAUUCAGCAUGAAAUGUGACUGAGAACGCUUCUAUCUCUGCCCUCAUAAGACUGCCUGGUUUACUGGCUCUUUUGUCCUCCUCUCCUCUCAAUGUACUGUAACAGUAUGGACUGAGUCUAGCAAUAUUUGACCAAAACCAUGGUAUUUGUCAUGUCUGUUUUUUAUAAUAAAUAUUUUAAUCAUU